AUGCAACCACUCAUUCUCUACAAUCCUGUCCUUCAAGGAUUUGUCUAUAAUGUCUUUCUCUUAAUGUUUCGUCUAUUCAUUGCUGCUCAAAUAACAGGUAUUUCUAAAAUGAUAGAUGCCAUGUCGACUAAAAAGCAAAAACAAGCACUCAACAAUAGCAAUUACUCCCUCGAAGAUCAGAAACCAUCCUCAUGGGCCUCUCGUGCCGAAUUGGCUGGCAACAUUCACAGAAAUGACAUUGAAAAUGUUGUGCCAUUCAUCAUGAUUGCAAUUCCAUACGUUAUCAUCUCUACAAUGAGUUAUACAUCAAUCACCGAUCCUCAAUAUUCCUUGUGGAAUGCCAUUGUGGGGAAUAUUCUGAUGGCAAGCUUUACCCUCUCUAGAAUGGUCUACUUUUUCAUGUACUGGUUCAAUUUGCCUCCAUUGAGAACAUUGGUUUGGUUAUGGGGAUUAUUGAGUACUGUUUGCUUGGCCAUUUAUACCAUCGUGUGUAUGUAUGUCUUGUAAUAAUAAAUUAUGCAUUUUCAUCCUAGGAUGAUGAUGAUUAAGCAAAAAAAGAUAAAAUUAAUAAAAUUUCAUCACACCACAUAAAAUUAACAGUACGUGACGGUCAUAUAUAAACUACUAUUCAUGAAGUAAUGUGAAGAUUUGUCGGCAUUGAGGAUCGUGUUAGAUAUAAAUCUAUAAAAGAAAUGAUUUGGUGUGAUAAUAUUACGUUCCAACAGUGAUCUCAAUUUUUCUACAAUAACAUCAUCAUUAUGUGACAAUAUUUUGACUUUCCUUUUGAGUGAUUUGAUUGUUUUACGGAACUGUUGAUUUUUCUUUGCUAAUGUUCUGUCAUGGUACUUUCGUAAUGAAUUUCUAUACAAUUUUCCACAAGAAGAACAUGUACAUUGUCUAGAUGAUAUUGUAAUAGGUUCGGAAUGGGUGAAUAAACGACCAUCACGAAUAAAAACUUUCUUUCCAAUUAAAUUAAUCAAUUUUACAUCACCAAUUCUUUUUAAAUCAAUACCAGGACAAAUAUUAGAGAGAUCAUCAUCAUCAUUCUUGUUCUUGGAUCUUGUUGAUUUCAUAAUUUUUGAUCGAAGCAUGAACUUGCUUGGCUUUGG
This is a messenger RNA of Naegleria gruberi, 1109 nucleotides long. Its product is annotated as microsomal glutathione s-transferase. The record is from RefSeq and is a predicted model, not a curated record. Gene Ontology annotation, cellular component: membrane. The transcript is spliced from 2 exons. NCBI's taxonomy places the organism in Eukaryota, Heterolobosea, Eutetramitea, Acrasida, Naegleriidae. Bases 1 to 507 code for a protein of 168 amino acids.